UAUCGAAUCAUCAAACUAAUUAACUAUGGAAAAGAAAGAAUUCCUGGACGGAGACGACCUCGAGACAACGUCUAUGGAGCCGCUUAGCCCAAUGUCGCAGAUGCUAAGUUCGCCAAAUUUGUUCAUUGUGAUAACUUUUGGGUUUAAAGUUAAAUGCAACCCAUCAGCCUUUGUUGAAGGCUUCAAGACUACACUGAUCAAUGCCCCCAGAUUUUCUAGCAAAAUGGUUAUUAACUAUAAGAAAAAGGGAGAACCGGUCUGGAUUCCGGUAAACAUCCGAGUACAAGAUCAUGUUACUGUUCCGGAUCUUGAUUACACCAAUAUCAAAAAUCCUGAUCAGUUCCUAGAAGACUAUACUUCAAGAAUUGCUAAUAUUCCAAUGGAUAUGUCUAAACCCCUUUGGGAAUUCCAUUUACUCAACAUAAAGACAUCAAAUGCAGAAUCUGUGCUUCUAGCCAAAAUUCAUCAUUCAGUUGGUGAUGGAAUGUCUCUUAUGUCUCUUUUACUUGCUUGUUCAAGAAAAACAUCUGACCCAAGCGCGCUAAUUUCUAAUACCUGGGCCACACCAAAACCCGUUAAGUCCAUGAUUUCGGCAUGGUGGUUGAUUGCUGGAUUUUGGUUUAUUAUAAGAGUCACCUUCACCACUCUUGUUGAGUUUUUCAAGUUAAUGCUUACAAUAUUUUUCUUGCGGGAUACCAAAAAUCCUCUCAUGGGAAAUCCCGAUGAUGGAAUUCAAUCUUGGAAGGUUGUCCAUUGGAUAAUAAGUUUCGAUGAUGUCAAAUUAGUAAAGAACACAAUGAACAUGAAGGUGAAUGAUGUCCUUCUUGGAAUGACCCAAGCAGGUCUUUCAAGAUAUUUGACUACAAAAUAUGAUGGCUAUACGAUGGCCCAGAAGAAAAGAAUCUUGGAAAAAAUCCGGUUUCGUGGAGCUGUAGCUGUAAACCUAAGACCAUCAACGAAUAUAGAGGAUUUGGCUAAUAUGAUGACGAAGGGAUCAAAGUGUAGGUGGGGAAACUUCAUAGGAACUAUUAUAUUUCCAUUAUGGAUAAAAUCAGAGAAUGAUCCUUUGGAGUAUGUACGACGAGCCAAAGCUACUAUGGAUAGGAAGAAAAUAUCUCUAGAAGCAUUCAUUUUCUAUGGAAUCAUUAAAUUCACCUUGAAUUUUUUGGGGGGAAAGGCAGUAGAAGCUUUUGGAAAGAGAAUAUUUGGUAAUACAUCGUUGGCAUUUUCAAAUGUGAAAGGUCCCGACGAAGAAAUAAGUUUAUUUGGCCAUCCAAUCUCUUAUAUAGCAGGAAGUGCAUUAGUUGCCUCACAAGCUCUCAAUAUCCAUUUAAUAAGCUACGUUAACAAGAUUAUCAUCAAUCUAGCUGUGGAUACAGCGACAAUUCCAGAUCCUCAUCAAUUAUGUGAUGAAAUAGUAGAAGCGCUCCAGAUCAUCAAAUCUGCUGUACAGGACAAAAAAUCUCAUAAGAUGGAAGUGUGAAGCAUGUUAUCUGAUGUUUAGCCAAGCUCUCCGAUAUAUAAAUGUGAAGUUUUUUUAUUUUUGAAUAAAUAAGUUAAACUAAUAAGAAAAUGUGGUGAAGUGUUACUUUGUUAAUGAAGUUUGGUUUAAUGUAAAAUACUAUAUGUGUCAUUCAUUUGAACUUUUGAACUAUAUUUUUAAAUGGAAUAGUUGU
This is a messenger RNA of Raphanus sativus (radish), 1676 nucleotides long. RefSeq names its product wax ester synthase/diacylglycerol acyltransferase 1. Gene Ontology annotation, biological process: triglyceride biosynthetic process. Gene Ontology annotation, cellular component: plasma membrane. NCBI's taxonomy places the organism in Eukaryota, Viridiplantae, Streptophyta, Magnoliopsida, Brassicales, Brassicaceae. The record is from RefSeq and is a predicted model, not a curated record. Gene Ontology annotation, molecular function: diacylglycerol O-acyltransferase activity; long-chain-alcohol O-fatty-acyltransferase activity.